UAACGAGUCUAUGCUGUGACGCUGUGUGCAGUUCCUAUCUUCACAACAUAACUUAUAGAUAUGAAAACGUGCGGCGGAGCGGUGAUCGGAGGUUCACGCGCCGCCGGCUUUCCCGCUACUCUUUAUAGUCGCUGCAGAACUGCAUUCAGAUGCUACUCUUCUUCUCCUGAUCAUGUAUCUUUCAUCAAAGAUGUCGCUGCAACUCAACCUCCAGAGCAUUUGAAUGGUCUUCUUAACAUGCUUCAGAUGAAAGGUGAGCAGAUAAUUUCUCCUGGUACCAAGCAGGGAUUGAUUCCUCUCGCUAUUCCUCUAUCCAAAAAGAGCUCAGGUACUGUAACUGCAUUACUGCGAUGGCCUACUGCUCCACCUGGGAUGGAGAUGCCGGUAGUGGAGGUUCGGAAGUAUGGAGUUUGGCUUUUAGCCAAGAAUGUAGAUCAAUACAUUCACAGAAUUUUGGUGGAAGAAGAUGCUAGUUCUCCAGAAAAGAGUGAUGCCUUGUUUCAUGCUUCAGCUGGUGCUGGAGAGAAACUUUAUAAAAAGGGUGAUUUUGCUGCGUCUCAAGUUUCAAGCUUAGAUAUCUAUCUUUUGAAGAAGGUUGGCUUGUUUCCAGAUGUAAUAGAGCAGAAAAUUAAGCAGCAUUUUGACAAGGGGGAUGACAUUUCAGCUCUAGUGACCGGUGAAUUCUACACUAGGAAGGAACAUUUUCCUGGUUUUGGCAGGCCUUUUGUAUUCAAUGCGGAAGUUUUGUUGAGGGUUGGGCGUAAUGUGGAAGCUAAAGAUGCAGCUAGGGGUGCUUUAAAAUCACCAUGGUGGACUUUGGGUUGUGAAUACCAGAAAGUGGCAAAUAUGGCUCAAUGGGAAGAUGAACAGAUUGAAUUUGUCAAAGAGAAAGUGACUCAGGAGGGUAGACAAGAAGAUCUAAAGAAAGGAAAAGAUCCCGCUCAGAUUGCAUUGGAUGAAGCUGCAUUCCUGUUGGAUUUAGCUUCUAUUGAUGGUAAAUGGGAUGACUAUUUGGAGAGAAUUGCUGAAUGUUACAAGGACGCUGGGCUUCAUGACAUUGCCAGUUUUGUAGUUUAUAGGGACUGAAUGCCAAUUAUCAUGUGGAAUACAAUCAAUUCUCAUUAUAGAUUGUUUUGGAAACAUAAUAUACUUUCCAAUUUUUUGUACUUUCUCUUACCGGGAUCAUCAUUAUCGUGCUUCACCCUACAAACGGGGGAAAAGAAAAACACCAGGAGAACAAAAUUUUUAAUCUGCU
Messenger RNA from Ipomoea nil (Japanese morning glory), 1255 nucleotides. RefSeq lists its product as uncharacterized. Lineage: Eukaryota; Viridiplantae; Streptophyta; Magnoliopsida; Solanales; Convolvulaceae. The record is from RefSeq and is a predicted model, not a curated record. The transcript has 11 exons. Bases 61 to 1086 code for a protein of 341 amino acids.